Pelobates cultripes (western spadefoot toad) is the source of this 320-nucleotide messenger RNA. NCBI's taxonomy places the organism in Eukaryota, Metazoa, Chordata, Amphibia, Anura, Pelobatidae. The record is from the annotation of a GenBank genome assembly.
GUGGCAGCAUUAGGCUGGUAAAUGGGAACAGUAGCUGCCAAGGCAGAGUGGAAGUGUUGUACCAAAACAGCUGGGGAACUGUGUGUGACGAUGACUGGGAUUACAACAAUGCUCAGGUGGUGUGCAGGCAGAUGGGCUGUGGACCAGCCAUUAUUGCUACAACCUUGAGUUAUUUUGGCUAUGGCAGUGGCCCCAUCCUACUUGACAAUGUUGAUUGUGAUGGUACAGAGAAAGAUCUUACAGACUGCUUCCAUCUAGGCUGGGGCCAGCAUAACUGUGGACAUCAUGAGGAUUCUGGAGUUAUAUGUCAAGGUGAAUAA